AUGUCCGCUGCCGUUCUGUGCCCAAUGCUGACUCGGCCGGCAUGUUCUGGGACAGGGCGGUUUGCAGUGUUUGGGCAGCAAGCAAUACACGCUACUGUCGAUCAUCCGUGGCGCGUGCGGGCGGUGGUGGCGGGCAUCAUCACAUUCAAGCUCGACGCUCGAGCCACGAUGGACGAGCUAGUCGCAUGCCAAACCCUCGGUGCCGACAUUGUCAAGACAGGCCGACCCAUUUCAUCGCAUCAGUGUAGAAUGGCGUUUGUCUGUGCGUCCUCUGGGUCCUCAAACAUGCAGCGCAUCACCUCCUGCGGCGCGGUGCUCCUUGCGACAACCUUUGGCGAGAAACCCGUUCAUGCGCAGUCGGAGUCGGGCACAGAUUUGCAUCCACCCAUGUCCGCAGGAUCAACCGGCAAAAGCAAGACGGAAUGCCUCAUCUCGGGUACCUGCUGA
Ilyonectria robusta is the source of this 447-nucleotide messenger RNA. RefSeq lists its product as uncharacterized. The transcript has a single exon. NCBI's taxonomy places the organism in Eukaryota, Fungi, Ascomycota, Sordariomycetes, Hypocreales, Nectriaceae. The record is from RefSeq and is a predicted model, not a curated record. The coding region runs from base 1 to 447 and encodes 148 amino acids.